CCGGAGGAGGAGACGCCCUGGUGGAAGCACGUGACCUGGGUCUGGAGCCGGAAGCUUACUAUCUGGUAGGGAGCGCCCCCCAUCACCUAAGGCAGCGAUGACUUCUGCACUGACCCACGGGCUGGAGCGAAUUCCUGAUCAGCUCGGCUACCUGGUGCUGAGUGAAGGCGCAGUGCUGGCGUCAUCUGGGGAUCUAGAGAAUGAUGAGCAGGCAGCCAGCGCCAUCUCUGAGCUGGUCAGCACAGCCUGUGGUUUCCGGCUACACCACGGCAUGAACAUACCCUUCAAGCGCCUGUCGGGCGUGUCUCCCCUCCAGUGGUCUUUGGAGAACACACGCUGCUCGUGACCGUGUCAGGACAGAGGGUGUUCGUGGUGAAGAGGCAGAACCGAGGCCGGGAGCCCAUUGACGUCUGAGCCUGCCACGGGGGGGAGAGG
Molecule: messenger RNA, 435 nt
Organism: Eptesicus fuscus (big brown bat)
Lineage: Eukaryota; Metazoa; Chordata; Mammalia; Chiroptera; Vespertilionidae
Gene: LAMTOR4
Product: late endosomal/lysosomal adaptor, MAPK and MTOR activator 4
Exons: 4
Coding region: 98-346 (82 amino acids)
Biological process (GO): positive regulation of TOR signaling; cellular response to amino acid stimulus
Cellular component (GO): Ragulator complex; lysosome
Molecular function (GO): guanyl-nucleotide exchange factor activity
Source: RefSeq, a predicted model, not a curated record